AUGUCGGACCCUUAUCACUACCAGCACGGUGCGGGGAACAACCCUCAGUACGGCGGAGGAUACCAACAGGGCUACUACCCACCGCAGCAGCAGUACUCGCAACAGGGCUACUAUCCACCCGCACAGUCCUACGCCCCGCAACAGAACUACCCUGCAUACUCCGCUCCUCCCUCUUACGAUCAGUCGUACGGACAACCGCAUCCACACGGCGGACACUACGCAGGAACCCCCGACUACUCCCAGAAUUCCCACCAUCCCGCCGAUCGCGGCCACUCCCCGUACCCUCAGCACCAACAGCCCCAGCAAGGCUCGAACGCUUCCUACUACGGCGCUCCGUCGAACGAAAAGUACUCUCAGACCGGACAGCAGCCAACAGGCCCUCCCGGACAGGCACAGGAAGGCGAGAGGGGCCUGGGAUCGACGUUACUGGGCGGUGCAGCUGGUGGUUUCUUGGGUAAGAAGAUAGGUGGAGGAUUGUUGGGAGCGACUGGAGGUGCGUUGGCUGGUGCUGCCGGAAUGAAUGUGGCCAGCAAGUUGCACAAGAAGCAUCACAAGAAACACGACAAGAAGCAUGACAAGAAGUACCACAAGAAGUAUGGUCGACGCGGAUCUCAUUCCAGUUCGAGCUCGUCGAGUUCCUCCUCUUCGUCGAGUGACAGUGACUAG
Aspergillus chevalieri is the source of this 666-nucleotide messenger RNA. RefSeq names its product putative glutamine-serine rich protein MS8. Lineage: Eukaryota; Fungi; Ascomycota; Eurotiomycetes; Eurotiales; Aspergillaceae. The record is from RefSeq and is a predicted model, not a curated record. The transcript is spliced from 3 exons. The coding region runs from base 1 to 666 and encodes 221 amino acids.